AUGGUCUCAAAUAGCGAGAGGUUAUGUGUUUGUUUUGUUGUAAUCUUGUCCGUGCUUCAAGUAUCAGAGUCAAAGCUGGUGUGGGGUGAUUGUCGCAAAUAUCGGCAUUAUCCUAGAAGUUUAUAUUGUAACAACAUCAGAGCAAGAUCUGUCCCGUACGAUCUAUUUGAGACACCUUAUACCUCGAUCUUUCUUAGGAACAAUCCGUACGUUUGUGAUUGUAAAAUGAGCUGGUUCCUCAAAAGGUUACGUUUGAAAGAUUACACACAAUUACUCGUCGAUGUCAGAAGGAUGAAAUGUCAUGAACCUGAAAGACUGCGCGGAAAACGUAUCUAUAAGCUGAAAGAAGAGGACGUUUGCUCCAAAAAAAUGAUAAUGAAUGAAUGCAAACUUCAGAUUGAUCAAUGUCAUCAACAUGCAGACUGUCACGAUCAAAACAGAGGAUACAGGUGUUCUUGUCGAACUGGUUUUACCGGAAGUGGAUGGAACUGUUCUGAUAUCGAUGAAUGUCGACAAAAUGGAGUAUGUUCGAAAGCAAACACAAAAUGUGUGAACACAUGGGGAACGUACUUGUGUUACUGUGACAGAGGUUUUAUGCUAAAAAAUUCAAAGUGUGAAGACAUAAACGAAUGUAGUGAAGGUACAGCGACAUGUCCCCGUCAUGCUAUUUGUAAGAACACAAAAGGAAGUUAUACUUGCACUUGUAAAAAUGGUUAUGUUGUAAAAGGCAGUAAAACUUGUGCGAAAAAAGAAAUCGUGACAUGCAGCAGUUCACCUGGACCGUGUGAUUUUUUGACGGAGGAUUGCAUACAAGGACAAUCUUUGGGAAGAUAUAACUGUCGUUGUAAGAAAGGUUUCACGAGAUCAGACAACGGAGUUUGCACAGACAUCAAUGAAUGUAACAAAAAUCACGAACUAUGCGAAUCGAUUGCUGAAUGCAAGAACACACCGGGAUCUUAUAAAUGCAUUUGUCCCGAAGGAUACGAAGCUGCAGAUGAGGAUACUUGUGACGACAUUGACGAGUGUGCAACAGGAAUGGACAACUGUCAUCGCGAUGCAGUUUGUAUCAAUAACAUAGGGAGCUACUCUUGUCUGUGCAAGAAAGGAUUUCUCCAAUAUAAGAAUGGAAGACUUUGUCUUAAAGAGGAUCAAGAGGAUUCCAUAACCACUCCCAUUAUUAUCUUACCAUGCGUAAUGUUUGUUGGAGUUCUUGGUACCUUCACUUGUUGCAAAUUAUGCAGGGGGACGAGUAAAACAGACCAGAAAAAAUUGAUUAAUGGCAAAUCAAGAUUCAACUGGCUUUCCCACUUCAAGUUUCCUCAAGCCAGUAUGUACGGCGUACCAACGAAUGAGUCAAUGAUAAGUGUUUGGUCGGAUAGUGACGAUGAAAAGUAAUUUUCACUGUAAAAGAAUUCAAUUUUGAUCAAAUGAAAUGUUCUCAUAGCGAGGAUAUUUAAUAUCUAUGUCACUGAUGAAAAUUAGAGUUAGUUUCUUCUAUUACCAACACAAUCAAAUCCCAGUAAUGAGAAAUAAGUCUAACGCUCGUGGAAUCAUAUGCAGGCAAGUUAACGAAUAUGCUUUGAACCGAUAGACAUCGAUUGACAAAUAUCUCCAUCAUUGUUUUAACAAAUCAGAAUUAUAGGAUGUGUCUGCUUGA
This is a messenger RNA of Xenia sp. Carnegie-2017, 1657 nucleotides long. Its product is annotated as protein slit-like. Gene Ontology annotation, molecular function: calcium ion binding. The record is from RefSeq and is a predicted model, not a curated record. The transcript has 10 exons. Bases 1 to 1395 code for a protein of 464 amino acids. Lineage: Eukaryota; Metazoa; Cnidaria; Anthozoa; Malacalcyonacea; Xeniidae.